Aspergillus tanneri is the source of this 543-nucleotide messenger RNA. RefSeq names its product glutathione peroxidase. Gene Ontology annotation, biological process: response to oxidative stress. Lineage: Eukaryota; Fungi; Ascomycota; Eurotiomycetes; Eurotiales; Aspergillaceae. The record is from RefSeq and is a predicted model, not a curated record. The coding region runs from base 1 to 543 and encodes 180 amino acids. The transcript is spliced from 2 exons. Gene Ontology annotation, molecular function: glutathione peroxidase activity.
AUGUCUCCUCAGACGUUUUACGAUUUCAACCCGAAUGACAGAAACGAAAAGCCCUUCCCCCUUGCUUCGCUAAGGGGAAAGGUAGUCUUGAUAGUCAACACCGCAUCACGAUGCAGCUUCACUCCACAGCUAGACGAGCUCGAACAGCUCUAUCAGAGAAUCGAGGCACAAUACCCUAAGAGAUUCCAGAUUCUCGCAUUCCCCUGCAAUCAAUUCGGAAACCAGGACCCUGGCUCCAACGAAGAGAUUCAGACAUUCUGCCGAGUGAACUACGGCGUCACGUUUCCCGUACUUGCGAAAGUUGAUGUGAAUGGCCCAAACGCCGCUCCAUUAUGGACGUGGAUGAAGGAAAAACAGCCAGGUAUAUUUGGUCUGACGCGCAUCAAAUGGAACUUUGAGAAAUUUCUCAUCUCAGCCGAAGGCCAAAUCGUUGGUCGUUGGUGGAGUAUGGUCAAGCCUGGGUCCUUGGAGGAGAUAAUUGUAAACGAGAUUGUAAAUGAGGGUACUGGAACUGCCCGACAAGGAGAAUACGCAAGUGUCUAG